CAGCGCACAAGACAAAACAUGCGCUACUCACAGACUGUGUUGCAGUUCUUCUCUCUGUUGCUGGCAGUUCAUGCAUUCGCCGUUGACAAACGAGGAUGCGUUUCUUCUGAUGUUGCGUUGGUCAAGUCACAAGUCACCCACCCCGACUAUCUAUGCACUUGGUACUUGAGCGAAACACAGUCCCCGGUUCCUGGAAUCAAAGUCAAUGCACUGUUGAAUGCUUGCAACUGUAUCAUCGACGCAGCCCCCUCUGGCACUUCAGCUCAGAUCAAGAACGAAAUUGCGGAAGCUGCACGCUCGCAGACCUUCACAUACGGAACCUGCCCGGUUGCGGCUUAUGCGUUCAUCAACAAUGAGUUCAAGGAUCCAGCUGCAUUCUGUAAUUUCUGGGGAAGCUGGCAAGUCUUUCUUUCGAACAUGUGGUCUUGCAACAUCUCUGACAUGUUCCUUUAG
Aureobasidium musti is the source of this 453-nucleotide messenger RNA. NCBI's taxonomy places the organism in Eukaryota, Fungi, Ascomycota, Dothideomycetes, Dothideales, Saccotheciaceae. The record is from the annotation of a GenBank genome assembly.